GAGGAACUUCCGAGCUCGAAUGCCCUCCCCUUCCUCCGCGGGCGACUCGACACAGCUCGGGGCUCUUGCGGUACCAUUUACGUGCUCCGACGCCACUCGUCCAGUGUUGCGAACUUGCGACGUUGAACUAGUGCUAAUUAAACCGACAGUGCCACUCAUGCCGCCACUCUCUGGUUUCGAGUCCAUGCCCGCUGAACUGCUCCUCAAGCUGACGCGCUAUUUGCCUCUGCAAUCUCUGCGAAACCUUCGAGUGACAUCGCGCUACCUGAACGACGUCAUCUCAAGCAACGAAUGGACGGUUUACCGCAAUGCGGCUCUAUACCACGCCUAUGCCUCGUCCGAGAGCGUAUCUCUUGCUGACGCGAAGGUUUCAAACAAACGGUAUCCGAUUCAGGAUGAUGCCUGCGACGAAUGGAAAGAAUACUGUCGACGAUGUUUUGUCCUGGACAAGAACUGGAUGGGCGUCACUCGUGUGGAGCCUGAUACGAGAGCGUACUGCGAAAGUAGCCGGGACGUUCAUCGGUUCAAGAUCGACGAAGAGCUCGGGCUGCUGUUCACAUCAAACCGAACCGACGCCAAAGCAGCCAUAUCCGUUACAGACCUCAGAACAGGCUGGCUUCUGUGGCGGACACCCUCGCAUUACGCUCGCCGUUACACACACGUCGAAUAUGGGCAUGGCUACCUCGUAUUUGAUCGAGCAGCCGGCCAGAAGGAGGUAUGGCGCCUGGCGGAUCAUGUAGACGAUUCCGUGUGCGUCUCUGCACCUGACGCAAGUCAGAUCAACGCAUCACGCAUUGCCGAACGUGCAUACGGCCGUAGCGGACGAGGUUGUCUUCGCCCAUGGACCGUCCUGACGACACCCGACGUCACUCGGUUUUAUCGCGUGGUCUAUCCAACUCUCUUGGCUGCCUCACAGAAUACCGCCUACUUAUGGGACUUGCCUUCCGCCACGCUGGUUCAGACGAUUCAUGGUCUCCAGGCGAGCCACGCUGGCAUGGAGCCACUCGGUGAGAUAUGCUACGUGGAUGUAAAUACACGGCAUGUCGUGCUCUGCGGUGAGAACGGGGUCCGCGUGGUCGGCCGUGAAGACAACACGGUCGUGCUCCACCUUUCUGGCCAAAGGGGCUUCGCGCGAACAGUGCUGAAGCCGGAGCCGACUCUGGGAUCCGACCGAAUCCCUUUGACGAUGUCCCUCAGACUGAGCAAUGCGCACUUGUCCGGGAGCGGCCGCGACCUUGCGUGCAUGCUAGCGGACGGGCGCCUUGUGCUGAUCCGCGACUUCGAGUCUAUUGCCGACGGGAACCUUUCCGUCCCAGAAGCUGUACUCGAAGUCGAUCUUACGCACGUGAAUAGUGCGGAUUCAGACGAGGCAAACCUACGUAACCGCAGUAGGGCCGGAUACUACCUUGCCUUCGAGCAGGGCCGCGUGGCUGUCGCAACGUCACACGGGUUAUACGUGCUAACGCUUGAUGCGCGCGAGCGUGGCUUGGCCGAAUCCCUCAGGCCAGCCACGUCCGACUCUAAGAACAUAUCCGACAACCUUGCGGCGCUAAGUCUGCAACACGUCGAAAACGGCGUGCCCUCAACCUCCGGACCCCCAUUGCUCAAUGCCGCAGACAUAGCCGUGUCAUGGCUCCCGCGCCUGAGCGACCCCACAGUACUCAGGGAGCUCGGCUGCGUGCAACUUUCCUCGACAUGUCUCUACGUCACUGGAGGGCCAACAGGAAAGUCUAGCGUAUCCGCGAACGUCUACCGGGACGACCCAGACUAUUACGAGCCUGACGUCAAGAAUUAUUGGACUGGCGGGCCGAUGUUCCCUCCGAGGUCGCCUCCGAGAGAUAUCGGAUUUGUUGUGUGUUGCGUUGAUUUCAGUGCUCCCGAAUCCCCUGAGAAUAGUUCAUGAACAUAUGAACGACUCAACAUUGUAUUCUCAAUCAGCCAUUGUCCUGUAUCUACACGGUUAUGUUGAGCAGUGAGCACAAAGCUCAGAUGAAUCGGUGACGGUACGAGGGUGAGGCAGGCGGGCCAAACUGGAC
Molecule: messenger RNA, 2036 nt
Organism: Fomitopsis serialis
Lineage: Eukaryota; Fungi; Basidiomycota; Agaricomycetes; Polyporales; Fomitopsidaceae
Exons: 8
Coding region: 20-1903 (627 amino acids)
Molecular function (GO): protein binding
Source: RefSeq, a predicted model, not a curated record